GAUCACUGUAUCUUCUGUGACACUACAAUUUCUGUCUACUUGUGUCGCUGCAGGGACGCACCGUGGCGCGUUCGUUUUCUUGCAGCGCACAGACGCACUUACGCGCUGCGAAUGACCAGAGCUGGGUAGGACGCAGCGUAGCCGGGGCUCAGAGACGUAACGAAAUAGAAAGAGGCUUUCUUGAGGAAUUUAAAGGUGGGUCGGCUCGCUAGCUGACCGCAAGCCAGGCAUGGACGACAAGUCAUUCACCAAGGAGCUGGACGGAUGGAUUGAACAACUGAACGAGUGCAAACAGCUAUCAGAGAAUCAGGUCAAAGUCCUGUGUGAAAAGGCCAAGGAAAUCUUGACAAAAGAGUCCAAUGUGCAGGAGGUGAGAUGUCCAGUGACAGUCUGUGGAGAUGUCCACGGGCAGUUUCACGACCUCAUGGAGCUGUUUAAGAUAGGGGGGAGGUCUCCAGACACCAACUACCUCUUCAUGGGAGACUAUGUUGAUCGAGGCUACUAUUCUGUGGAGACUGUUACGCUCCUAGUUUCCCUUAAGGUGAGGUUCCGAGAGCGAAUCACAAUUCUCAGAGGGAACCACGAGAGCAGGCAGAUCACGCAAGUGUAUGGUUUUUACGACGAGUGCUUAAGGAAAUACGGAAAUGCAAACGUUUGGAAGUACUUCACAGAUUUGUUUGACUAUCUGCCCCUCACAGCGCUGGUAGACAACCAGAUUUUCUGCCUCCAUGGAGGAUUAUCCCCUUCAAUAGACACACUGGAGCACAUCAGAGCGCUGGAUCGCUUGCAGGAGGUUCCUCACGAGGGCCCAAUGUGCGACUUGUUGUGGUCAGACCCAGAUGACCGUGGUGGCUGGGGAAUCUCACCCCGUGGUGCUGGCUACACGUUUGGGCAGGACAUUUCUGAGACUUUCAACCACGCCAACGGCCUAACCUUGGUUUCAAGAGCCCACCAGCUGGUGAUGGAGGGUUACAAUUGGUGCCACGACCGAAAUGUAGUGACAAUCUUCAGUGCACCGAACUAUUGUUAUCGUUGUGGCAACCAGGCAGCAAUAAUGGAACUUGAUGACACAUUAAAAUACUCCUUCCUACAGUUCGACCCGGCGCCGCGCAGAGGAGAGCCACAUGUGACGCGGCGUACACCGGACUAUUUCCUGUAAAUACCGCCGGUGAGGAUGGUAACAUGCUGCACAGAGGCUUGAGAGACGAAGCAUUCACGCGCUCUGAAAGUGUGUGUGCCAUAAUCACAAUGAUCUUAAUAAACUAUCACAGCGAGCUAAACACCACCAUCCUUUCAACCUUUUCCUCUCUCUGCAUGAUGUUUUAACUGCUAGGAAUUAUCGCUACUAUGAACUAUACCGUCGUACCUGCUGGUUUGUCAGGGAAACUGAAACAACUCAUGCUGAGAUUAAAUGUUAGUAACCCUUGUGUUAAUAAUGACCGGAUUGUGUUGCCAAUAUACAGUAUAUGAGAUGCGUCUUUCACUUGGCAUGACCUCAGAUCAGAAGUUGCAGUGCAUAUAAUGUGAACCUUUUUCUUUGUAACAAGCACUAAUGUUUAUUUCGUGAGAUGAUAGGGUUAACGUCAGAGAUGUUUGCACUUUUGUAUUUGGUUUUUAUCACAUGGCACUGACAGACUGCGUUCUUUUUAUACUCUGCUGUAGUCUAAGUAGCUCUCUUUCUGCUGUCUGUUAAAGGAGUGAGUGUAAACCAUGUGAGCAGGUACAAACAGCUUCAGAUGUAAAAAAGAAACAAGUCGAUGUUUUGCAGGCACAGCUGUACAAAAAUAAAGACAGAAUCUGCUUCGUCA
Messenger RNA from Mugil cephalus (flathead mullet), 1808 nucleotides. RefSeq names its product serine/threonine-protein phosphatase 2A catalytic subunit alpha isoform-like. The record is from RefSeq and is a predicted model, not a curated record. The coding region runs from base 230 to 1159 and encodes 309 amino acids. Gene Ontology annotation, biological process: mitotic cell cycle; peptidyl-serine dephosphorylation. The transcript has 7 exons. Gene Ontology annotation, molecular function: protein serine/threonine phosphatase activity. Gene Ontology annotation, cellular component: cytosol. Lineage: Eukaryota; Metazoa; Chordata; Actinopteri; Mugiliformes; Mugilidae.